Messenger RNA from Parasteatoda tepidariorum (common house spider), 864 nucleotides. RefSeq lists its product as uncharacterized. NCBI's taxonomy places the organism in Eukaryota, Metazoa, Arthropoda, Arachnida, Araneae, Theridiidae. Gene Ontology annotation, biological process: telomere maintenance; DNA repair. The record is from RefSeq and is a predicted model, not a curated record. Gene Ontology annotation, molecular function: DNA helicase activity.
AUGAAGUUGAAAAACUUUUUUUUAGAUGGGCCUGCCGGCACUGGAAAAACUUUUAUCUAUUCAACUUUGUUGCACUUAAUCCGUGGAAAAGGUCAUACAGUGACUCCUGUAGCAUCAACUGGAAUUGCGACUACUCUUUUGAAAGGCGGAAGAACUGCUCAUUCCAUAUUUAAAAUACCAAUUAUUUUAAACGCUACUUCUACAUGCAAUUUAAAACCUACAUCUCCAGAAGCUAUUCCAUUAUUUAAUUCUAAAUUAAUUAUAUGGAAUGAAGCUCCGAUGACGCAUGUGCACGCAUUUUUAGCUGAAGAUAGACUUUUGCAGGACAUAAUGAGCUGCUCACAUCCUUUUGGUGGGAAAGUUGUGUUGAUCGGAGGAGACUUUCGACAAGUUUUGCCUGUCAUUCCUAAAGGUUACCGUUCGCCGACAAUUGCUAGCUGUCUUAAAAAACAUCCCCUUUGGACUAAAUUCAACAUCUUAUACCUUAAUCAAAAUAUGCGGGCACUUUCAACUGAAAAGGCGUUUGCUGAAUGGUUAUUGGAUGUUGGAAACUGCAAAGAUGGUGAAAUGAUUAAGUUGCCUGAUAUUUGUUAUCCAUCUAACCAAGACCCCAUUAAGCAACUAUAUUCUGAUGUAGAUUUUAACACUGUAACUCCGGGCCAACUCAAAGGUAGGGCAAUUUUAACUGUCACCAACGAUUUAUCAAUAGUAUUCAAUAAUGAUGUGCUGGAACUACUGCCAGGAAUUACUAAAAUGUAUGAAAGUGUGGACACUGUCAUUAGUGAUGAUCCACAAGAUCAACUAAGCUACCCUGAGGAAUUUUUGAACACCAUCACUCCUACAGGAAUGCGUCCCACAAAUUAA